Messenger RNA from Ilex paraguariensis (yerba mate), 439 nucleotides. The record is from the annotation of a GenBank genome assembly. Lineage: Eukaryota; Viridiplantae; Streptophyta; Magnoliopsida; Aquifoliales; Aquifoliaceae.
AUGAUGUUCAAGGUGAAAACCCAUCAGAUAAGGGGGAGGAGCGAUUCAAGUGCAAGCAGCGAGGUGGAACAACAACUCAGAGACGAAGGAGAAUUAGGCCUUGUUCUGGCUAAGGUUCUCGUUAAUGGCAGCGGCGACGUCCAGGGAAUGGUGAAAGGCUCCAGGCAUCGCGAUGAGGGGCGUUGGCGAGUCCUUGAACUGAGUCGCAUGGGCGACUUCGAUGACAGUUGUUUGGGCGAUGGAUCCUCAGGCAACCCCAGAAGCUCAUUAGGUGACGCCAGAGGCUCCUUAGGCGAAGCUACCACGUUGCGCGUAGAGAACAAGGGGACAUUAGGCAAAGGAGGCCAAGAGGACGAUGCCUAUGAGAUUGUUGGCGACGUCAUGGGAGGCCAAGAGGGCGGCAUCCAUGGCACGAGGGAUGACACUACAGUAGCUAGAG